UUGUGAUUCACACGAAGCCGCCCCACUAUACAGUAUUAAUUCCGCACGAUCGAAACCCACGCAAGCAAACCACACGACCAACCCUAACUAUGGCUGAUGAGCAAAAGCUACCCGAGAGGCCUGCCGAAGGCGCUGAAGGAUCAGCCGAAGGAGGCGAAAAAUUGUCCAAAAAAGCACUGAAAAAACUCGAGAAGGAAAGAGAAAAGGCUGCUAAGAAGGCUGAACAAGAGAAGGCCGCAGCAGAAAAAAAAGCACAAGAGGAUGCGAACGAUGUCUCCAAAGGCAAAUAUGGCGAUACUCCUCUGGUAGGCUCUGGCGACUAUAAGCCGCUAUCCCAGAAGCGCUUCAAACUGCACGAAGUGGCUGGCGUUGACAACGGCACUGAAGUCCUGGUUCGUUGCAAAGUGGACAAUGCUAGAAGUCAAAGUGCAAAACUUGGCUUCCUUUUGCUAUCGCACGGUCCUGACUCAAUACAAGCUGUUGUAGCAGCUUCAGAGACCAUUAGCAGGCAAAUGGUUAAAUUCGCUGCCAACAUCCCACCUGAAUCUAUUGUCGACGUCGUUGGUCUUGCUAAAGAUGUUCCGGAGCCGAUCAAGAGCGCAUCGAUCAGCAACAAGGAGCUUCACAUCGUGCAGAUAUGGGUUAUCUCAAGAGCCAUAUCUAAAUUACCUAUCCAGGUAGCAGACGCUGACACAAGGCUACCCAGUGAGGACAAGAGUGCAGAACAAGAGGAGGGCGGACGAGCGCUUGUUGGACUGAACACGCGACUUGACAAUCGCGUUCUUGACUUACGGAGUCCUCUAAACCGUGCCAUCUUCAAAGUUCGCAACGGAGUGAAGAAAGCUUUCACGCAAUUUCUCACUGAGCGCGGCUUCAUUGACAUCGAUACGCCCAAGCUGCUUGGCUCACCAUCAGAAGGAGGAGCUAAUGUCUUCGUUGUGGAAUACUACAAGGGCAAGGGCUAUCUCGCACAGAGCCCUCAAUUCUACAAAGAAAUGGCGAUUUCAGCUGGUUUUGAACGUGUCUUCGAGAUCAGCGACGUCUUCCGGGCCGAAGAUAGCAACACAUCCCGCCACUUGUCUGAGUAUACAUCUAUGGACCUGGAAAUGGAAUUCACCGACGAUUAUAUGGAAGUGGUUCACUUGAUUCGCGACCUAAUGCACUACAUCCUAGCAACCCUUGCAAAGAACUUCUCGCGAGAGAUCGAAUAUGUGCGAGGUAAAUACCCGUCUGAGCCCUUCAAACUGCCAGAAAAGAGCGAGGACAUACCGAUCAUCGAGUUCGAACAAGGGUGCAAGUGGCUCAACGAGGCCGGCAUCGAGGUAGAUGACAGCGACGAUGUCAAUUCGCAGCAGGAGAAGGCGUUAGGAAACAUUGUCCGAGAGAAAUUCGGGACGGACGUCUACAUUCUGAACGGCUAUCCCCACAAAGCUCGCGCCUUCUACACCAUGCCUCGAAACGCUGACCUGGGCUCAAAGUAUAGCAACAGCUUUGAUUUCAUGAUGCGCGGACAAGAAGUACUCUCCGGUGCUCAACGUAUUCAUGACCAUGUCCUGUUGUCAAAGAAGAUGCGAAGUUGGCAGCCUCCACUUGAUCCUGAAAGUGCAGGCUUCAAAGAUUACGUGGAUGCAUUUAAGUACGGAUGUCCACCGCACGCGGGAGGCGCGUUUGGUUUGGAGAGAGUGGUGUCAAACUAUUUGGCACUACAGAACGUGCGACAGGCAUCGCUCUUCCCACGCGAUCCGAGCAGAUUAACGCCAUGAGCAUGUUUGAUAGAGGAAGAUUCGGUGGUAGACUCAUACACCUCCAUGAACGCGGUGAUUUGGGUUAGAGCUAGACGUAGUUUCGACAGUUCGACUUGUAUCCGAUGUGCUUGUUCCAAACGUAAUGGUGAAUCUUAGUCGCAUACAGUCUGCACAUUCAACUGCAUCAAUUGAAGCCAACUUAACUGGUGAUGAACGACUUGGCGUCACGUGCAAGGCUGAAGAUGAAGUGGGACCGACUUAUCUCAGCAGGCUCAGACGCUUCGCUGGGGCGUUUUUGUGGCUGACGCUAAACUAUUUUGAACUUCUGCUAAGUCCUCUAAAUUCCUGGACCAAUCACAGCGCGCUAAACCCUAAAACCCUGUUACGAGGUAACAUGGUGAUCACGUGAAGGGAGAGCGAUCAUGUUGAUCAUUCAUGAUCGAGGUGAUCAGUCUGCAUAAGCGAAAGGUUGUGAUUCGCUCAGAAGGAUUGAACGAAUCAGGAAUGCAGUUAGUGAUCAGUCUGAUCAUUCAUGAUCAGAAUGAUCGCUGAGAAUCAGG
This is a messenger RNA of Verruconis gallopava, 2305 nucleotides long. RefSeq names its product aspartate-tRNA(Asn) ligase. NCBI's taxonomy places the organism in Eukaryota, Fungi, Ascomycota, Dothideomycetes, Venturiales, Sympoventuriaceae. Bases 90 to 1763 code for a protein of 557 amino acids. Gene Ontology annotation, molecular function: RNA binding; ATP binding; aspartate-tRNA ligase activity. The record is from RefSeq and is a predicted model, not a curated record. Gene Ontology annotation, cellular component: cytoplasm; cytosol; aminoacyl-tRNA synthetase multienzyme complex. Gene Ontology annotation, biological process: aspartyl-tRNA aminoacylation. The transcript is spliced from 2 exons.